Molecule: messenger RNA, 906 nt
Organism: Daldinia caldariorum
Lineage: Eukaryota; Fungi; Ascomycota; Sordariomycetes; Xylariales; Hypoxylaceae
Exons: 2
Coding region: 1-906 (301 amino acids)
Biological process (GO): nucleoside phosphate metabolic process; ribose phosphate metabolic process
Molecular function (GO): ADP-ribose pyrophosphatase activity; ADP-glucose pyrophosphatase activity
Source: RefSeq, a predicted model, not a curated record
AUGGCAACUAUAACGCUGGAAAAGACCAAUGUCCCGGUCAAGCUUCCCGAGGGCCUCUCGGAGGAGAAACUACUGGGAUUCUCACCCUUUAACAACUGGGUCGCGACCCUAACCCGAUCCCUCUCGCUCCAGCACACGCACCCCGCGCACCCCUUCCACGCGGACCCAUACUCGCUGCGGGCCAUCACGAUCCAGAGCUUCGACCUAUUCGGGCGGCCGCCGCGGCAGCGCCUCGGGUUCCUCAAGCUCGUAGCGGAGAUCACCAACGGCGCGGGCGCAUCGCUGCCGGGCGCCGUGUUCCUGCGGGGCCCGAGCGUCGCGAUACUCGUCGUGCUGGUGCCCGACGACGGGGAGGGGGAGCGGUACGUCGUGCUAACCGUGCAGCCGCGCAUCCCCGCCGGCAGCCUCGCGUUCGUCGAGCUGCCCGCGGGCAUGGUCGACGAGGGGGGCACGUUCGUGGGCGCCGCGGCGCAGGAGAUCAAGGAGGAGCUCGGGCUCGAGAUCCCGGCUUCGGAGCUGCGGUGUCUGAGCGACCUAGUUGCUACCACCACCGUUCCUACUGGCGGGAAAAUAGACGGAGUGGGAGUUGAAGGCGAUAGGAAAAAAGAAGAAGGUCAAGAUCAAAGUCAAGAUCAAGGCCAGGCCGACGAGAAUCUCCCGCUAGCCAUGUACCCUUCGCCCGGCGGGUGCGACGAACAUAUCCCCAUCUUCAUGUACGAGCGACGGGUGCCGCGCGAGACGCUUAAGGAAUGGAGCGGUAAGCUAACGGGGCUGAGGGACGAAGGGGAGAUGAUUACGCUCAAGCUGAUCCGAAUGAGGGAUCUGUGGAAAGAAGGGGCGCGCGAUGCAAAGUGCCUUGCUGCGGUGGCACUAUGGGAAGGUCUACGGAGGGAAGGGAAGAUAUGA